GACGACCACCAACCGUCAUCCAUAACGCUGUGUGAUAAGGGUGAUGUCAGAUGCAAUGGUUCGGACAUGUUGGUGCUAAAUUUUUCGUAUUACUUUUAAUUAAAUAAAAAAAAAACUAUAAAAUGGAGUCCGAAAAUGUAGAAAAUGGUGAACCCGCCUUACAAGAGGAAGAACAGCAAAACCAGGAAGUUGCAGCAGUUGAUUCCGAGCAACUUGAAAAAGCAAUCUUGGAGGAAUAUACUCCUUUGGACAUCUCGGUAUGCCCAUUCCGAGGUGUGAGCUCAAAAUCGACCAUCGUAGAUGAAUCGGAGGACUUCCCGGAACCUGUUGAUGCACUAGUGCGGUUAGCCGCUGAAGAAGUGCUAUUUCUAUCCAAGCGUUCCUUCGUUGAGAUCUACGUUGGAGAGUGUCGCAAGUACGGUGUAACUCCCUUGCGGUACGUAUGCGAGAUUCUGGAUGACGUCGAGGUGAAUCCCGAACAACCCGUUGAUGUUGAUUUGAACCGCAUUGGUUGUAGCAAUCUUCAAGUGCAGAUAAUUUUGGACUGCUUGGUAAUAGCAUGCCCGGACCGGAUAAACACCCUUAACAUCAGCCACAACUUGUUGAUGAACAGUGCGCUGGCCGUCUGCUUGGCCAAUCUUCUACAACUUGCCCAACGGAUCGUCUACUUGGACCUUUCUCACAACUUUCUAGGAAGCGCUGAAGCUGCUGAAGUCCUGGCAGAAGCCCUGUCCAACUCAGCCGUUCGGAAGUUAAACCUAUCGCACUGCCAUCUGAACGAUCGAAGUGGAAUGGAACUGUUCAAAGCGUUGAUGCUGUCGUUCAGCAUUGAAGAGGUUGACGUCAGCUGGAACAGGUUGGAGCACUUGACCGGAGUAGCUGCAGGAGCAUUUCUGGGUGUGAAUUCAACAAUUCGGGAACUGAACUUGGAGGGGAACUUGCUAUAUCUGGAGAAGGAGUGUAUUGUACCAUUUUUGAAGGAGCUGGCGAAGAACGAAUCGCUACAGAGGUUGAAUUUGUCAUGGAAUGCGCUCCGGGGUGCCUUGUUCAGCUCGGCACUGUACAAAGCAAUCACAGCAAGCCGGCUGAAAGUUCUGAAUCUGGAAAUGAACUGUUUGCGAUCGGAAGAGGCUGUGGCUUUGCUUAAAACAUUUCGCAAGUGUGAGAUUCUGGAGGAGAUCUAUGUAGGCGGGAAUUUCUUUAGUGAAGAUGAAACUAAAGAGCUGGUUAAGGCUUUUGGGCGAAACCCGACCAUGAAGGUGCUUUCACUCGGAGACUAUCAAUUUGUUAACAAGGUAGCUGGACGGCUUUCGAAACGCUUCAUGAAACGGGACCCGGAGAAAACAAUCAUCUACCAAGGUGUCCUUCUAUCCAAUCCGCCACGACCGGUGGACGUCCCAGAGAUGCUCCUGGAGAGAUGCCGCUUUCUGGGCUUCAAACCCAAACGGAAAAAAAGGAAACGUGACCUGGGUCUCUUUAUGCUCCAGCUGCAGAAACUCGAGAGUCCUGUUUUGGAGAGGGAUGACUUUGUUGCGAUGGUCAAGAAGUUCCGCAUCAAGCUGGACAAGAGUCUGCUCGGCUCGUUGAUGGACGCGUUUGCAGAGCGAAAGUUGGUUGACAGUGGUGCCAUGGCAUUGAAAUAUCUGGGGAAAUAUCCGACGGAAUGGCCGCCUGAGAAACCCAAGAAGGCGAAGCGGAAGAAGAAAAAGGGGGUGAAUGGAGAAAGCAAGGGAAACAAGAAAGCGAAAAAAUAGGUAUGUCAUAACCAAGUGUGCAUAAAUUAGUUC
This is a messenger RNA of Aedes albopictus (Asian tiger mosquito), 1787 nucleotides long. RefSeq names its product leucine-rich repeat-containing protein 74A-like. The transcript is spliced from 3 exons. The record is from RefSeq and is a predicted model, not a curated record. The coding region runs from base 123 to 1754 and encodes 543 amino acids. NCBI's taxonomy places the organism in Eukaryota, Metazoa, Arthropoda, Insecta, Diptera, Culicidae. Gene Ontology annotation, molecular function: protein binding.